AGAGGCGGUAUCCCGGCCGACUGGUUGGCUGUAAAUUCACCAGAACGCCAGCUUCCCCCGUUGGCAGGUGAACAUUCUGUCCCUGCUCGAGAACACGCUAUUGCACCGUCAACUUAUGCCCCCAGACUCGACAACCACAAUCCUGUGGAUUGGCCUGCCCCAGUCUUCCAGUCACACUGUCUCUCGACAGUGCCCACUCACUCACUCACCCACUUACUCACUCACUCACUCGCUCACUCACUCACUCAUUCAAUCACACCAUCUCAUUUUCUCUUCCUUCUCGUGCCUCCGCCCUGUCUGCCACUCGGUUACCGGCGUACAACGGAUGCGUACACAUUUCCCCCGGCCGAACCAGGCUCGAGCAGACGGACCGGUUGCUGUGUUGUCCUUCUAUGUCCGAGUUGUACGUUUUUUCCUACACUCCCACACCAUCACACACAAACACACGCCCACUUCCAAUAG
Messenger RNA from Protopolystoma xenopodis, 462 nucleotides. The record is from the annotation of a GenBank genome assembly. Lineage: Eukaryota; Metazoa; Platyhelminthes; Monogenea; Polystomatidea; Polystomatidae.